AUGUAUCAUGGAAUUCCUAAGGAUGCAUACAUAAGAAGAGAAUGGCUUAAAGUUUUUGGAAUUGAUCGUUGUUAUGAUUGGCAACGUAUAUGUAGUGAUCAUUUUUUAGAAGAAAACUAUAAGCCAGGACAAAAGCAAUUAUAUUCAAAUGCUAUUCCCCAACCUUAUGAUCGAAAUGGUUUUCGUUCUAAAGAGGAAAAUAUUGAAAAUGCUGUUGUAAAUAAUUUUAAAUCAUCAGGACAGGCAACUGAAAGUCUUACUAGAAACAAUGAGGAUAUGUGUAAUACAAAUAUGCGGGACCGUUAUUUAAGGCCUGGAUUACGAUGUUCCAUUAAAAAUUGCUCGAACAGGCUUUCAAAGGAUGUUAGUCUCUUCGGCUAUCCUAAGGAUUUGACGCUGAGAGAAAAGUGGAUGGAAAAAUGCGGAUUAAAAAGAGAUCCUGCUAAAAUAGUAAUAAGCGGUACAAGAGUUUGUAGUAUUCAUUUUGAACUUGAUUGUUUUAAGAAUAGUGAAUCAAAGAACAGAUUAAAACCAGACGCUGUUCCAUCAUUAUUUUUAGAUAUUGCUUUGCCUAUGUCAAUUAAAGAGGUGCCUGUAUUGAGUACAUGUGAAAAUCAAUUUAUAAGCCCAAUAGAAAAUGAAGCUGCUGAACAGUCACUGUCAGAAAAAAAUAAUUUAAAAGGUAAUAUGUAG
This is a messenger RNA of Acyrthosiphon pisum (pea aphid), 693 nucleotides long. RefSeq lists its product as uncharacterized. Gene Ontology annotation, molecular function: sequence-specific DNA binding. Bases 1 to 693 code for a protein of 230 amino acids. The transcript has 5 exons. The record is from RefSeq and is a predicted model, not a curated record. NCBI's taxonomy places the organism in Eukaryota, Metazoa, Arthropoda, Insecta, Hemiptera, Aphididae.